Suhomyces tanzawaensis NRRL Y-17324 is the source of this 1434-nucleotide messenger RNA. RefSeq lists its product as uncharacterized. Lineage: Eukaryota; Fungi; Ascomycota; Pichiomycetes; Serinales; Debaryomycetaceae. The transcript has a single exon. Gene Ontology annotation, cellular component: cytoplasm. The record is from RefSeq and is a predicted model, not a curated record. The annotation marks the transcript as partial. Gene Ontology annotation, molecular function: protein binding.
AUGAUAGAGAUCGGGAGAGACCAGCUGGUCCAGCCGUUUCCCUCGGCGCCAGACGGGUCCAAAACAGAGCCCACAAGGCUCCAGGCGCCUGAAAAGUUGGGUGAAGCAAGCUUUGGAGCACAACCGGACUCGGAACUCCAAAAUUCCAGCACAAACGGUCAAAGCACCCAAGUUCCAGUGCCAGCACCUGUUUCCAAUGGACCAGCGGCUGUCUACGGUCGAAAAAGAUCGAACUCCCAGUCCCAAGUGAUCCUACAGCCCAAAGCCCAACCCAUGGCUUCCACUGCCACAUCUUCUGCAUCAACCUCAUCAUCAUUGGCCCGCCAAAGGGCUAGCGAGAACCCUCGCAAAAGGGCCCAGGUCCAGUACUAUGUGACCUUGACUCCUCUCAACGAUACCUUCAUCAAGAAACACUUGCCAGUGGCCACCUUUCCCGAUACCACCAAGCUUGGAAGACCCACAGGCACGAAGCACAAGCCGGAUGUCACCAACGGCUACUUUGACUCUAGGGUUUUGAGUCGUAAUCAUGCCCAGAUUUACAUCGAUUCAAAGACCGGCAAGUUGAUGCUCCAGGAUUUGGGAUCUUCCAACGGUACAUACUUGAACGAUGUCAGGCUAUCGAAUGAUCCGGUGGAGGUAAAGGUCAGUGACACCGUUUGUUUAGGUUUCAACGUCCAAGCAGAAUCCACUCACAAGCAAAUCAGCUUCAAGAUCGAGAACAUCAACGUCAUUGGAAACGGGGUAUCUAAAAGUGAUUCCGGAAUAGUUUUCAAUAAACACCAGGGAUUGGAUUCAUCCGAAUUCAAGCACUUGAGCUUCAUCGAAGAUAUCUACACUCAGUUGACAGAAAAGAAGACCAAGCCAGUGGUCGAAUCAGAGCUUUUCUCGAAGCUAGUUGAUGAAACAGAAACUCAGAAGAUUAAGCAAUAUCCAAUGUCAUUUGAAAAUGCGUUAUUCGGAGAUAUCAAUCCCCAAGUAGAAGAUAACUUGUUGGGGUUCUAUUCAUCUAUAAACUCUGGAAUUUAUAAUAAUUCGCAACUUACUAAUACGGGUACUCUAGAAAGAACAAUUAAUGUCUUAAUUAUGAAUCUUACCAAAGCAAAGCAGCAAAACCAAUCAUUGACCACAUUGAGUAACUUCUUCACAAAUUAUCAAAGUAAGUUGAAACAGCUCAAUACGAAGCACCUAGAUGUCGAAUUCAAGAAGCAUUUGUUUGAUAUCCAAACAGACAUAAAGAGACAGAAGCUCUCCAAUCAAAAGUUAAAGGAAAGAAUCAAAUCAACCGAAGAAAUAAACCUUUCCACCGUGGAAAGGUUGACCUCUCGAAUUAAAACACUCGAAUCAGAGAAAGAGAAGGUCAAAGUUUUGAUGGCCCGAAUGGUUGAAAAUGAAAGGAAACGGAGUGUCGAGGAUGCUGCUCGGGUUGAGAAGGAG